Zalophus californianus (California sea lion) is the source of this 1248-nucleotide messenger RNA. It is a transcript of the gene C7H6orf201, whose product is annotated as chromosome 7 C6orf201 homolog. Bases 109 to 774 code for a protein of 221 amino acids. NCBI's taxonomy places the organism in Eukaryota, Metazoa, Chordata, Mammalia, Carnivora, Otariidae. The record is from RefSeq and is a predicted model, not a curated record. Gene Ontology annotation, molecular function: nucleic acid binding. The transcript has 7 exons.
AUUCCAUGGCAUCUCCUCAGGGGUGUACAAAAGCAUGGAGAAAUAACAACAGCAAGGGGCUCCACCCUUCCAAUUCUUUAUUUGUGCUUCUAACUCUGGCGGGUGGUCAUGGGGACGGCCAAGAACAAUCACUUCACACUGAAACUUCCUCUCCUAGACAAACUGAAGACACCCAAAAACUACGCACAGCCUGAGGUUCUGCGUCACACCUUUGAGACUCUGUCCAACCUUCACAGACUGCUGCCAAACCAUCUGAUGGAGACACUUUAUUCCUACAAGAGGGAAGAGGACAAACAAAAUUGUCAGAAUUCUGAAUUCUCUGGCUUAGAAAGGAUCUUAGCAAGACAUGAGUUUCCAAAAGAGAUUAAUAUGACCCCAAAGCCAAGUAGCAUGCCCCUGUGGAAAAGAAAAUCCAUCAAUAAUGCAAAUCACGGGUGGAAGAAAUGCCUCUUGUGGAAUAAAAACAUGGAGGAACCUCCGAUGUCAACCAUACUUGUCAGGUGGUUGAAAAAGAACAUGCAACCCACCGAAGACCUUCAGUCAGUGAUCCAGAGGCUGUCGGUGUUUGGGCCUAUUAAGUCCGUCACCCUCUGUGGACGGCAAAGUGCUAUCGUGGUGUUCAAAAACAUGACUUCAGCUUGCAAUGCUGUGAAUGCUUUUCAAAGCAUGACCCCAGGCACAAUGUUUCAUUGCUCCUGGCAACAGAGAUUCAUGUGGAAAGACCAAGCUUAUUCAAGAAGAUGUACUGAGAAGUCACAGCCUAAGGAGGAUUAAGUGGGAAAGCGAAAGAAAACGCCAACCGUAGCUAAAGGGCCACAGACAGGAUGUGAAGAACUGACAGGCAGAUGUGAAACCACCCACUGUCAUCCGGAACACUGAAAAAGCUCCAGAGAGAAAGAUGUGGGAGGUGAUACCCAUGAGGAAGUGCCAGAUAAGACAUCAGUGUGGGAGAGAAUGAUGAAGAGGGUUGAUAUUUACGGAUACACAGACACUGAAAAAAAAAUAUGGACUUGACAUAAUAUGAAAGUUGCAGUGCUUUUGGGACACACAGAACCUACCCAAAGCCAACAAAUUCUAACUAACAAAUGCCCAACUCAGUUGUAUGAAGAAGUGGGCACCAUUACUAAUCCUCUUGCAUAAAUCAAACAAGAGAUCACAAAAAUAGCAAUGAUGCUGAAACAUUCUAGCUGUUCAGUGAAACAGACAGAGGGAGGAAAGAAAAGCAGGACAAACUCCCAGGGCAGGUCA